AUGUCCCUAGUCGAAGGGCAGCGCUUCCAUUUCAGCCCCAGCUGCCCCACUCUAAGGAGCGGCGAGCCUCGCUCGCCGCACCGUGUCACACCCCAGUUCUGCCCCGGCAGCCGUGACCCGCCCAGAAAUUCCAAACGCCGUCCCGAGCAGGAAGAGAAUUAUGAUCGCCGCACCUCGCAGCGGCGAAUGGGCCAAGAGCGAGGAAGGAACAGGGGGAUAGGACGUGGGCGGUUCCCUGCUUCCUUUUUUGCAAACCAUUUGCCUUUAGAGAGAGGCCCUGGAGGAGCAGUGAUGCGGCUGCUGGCCUCGGCCGGACUAGGGGAGGUGCUGCUGCUGCUGCUGGGUUCCCUGCUAGCACACAUCCACUGUGAAGAGGUGUUUGGCAUCUUGGGAGAAAAUUAUACUUUUCCAGUAAAAAUAAACAAAUCGUUAGUGGAAAUUAUUUGGAAGAAAAACAAAGAUAAAGUUGCUGAAUGGGAUGAACAAAGCCAAGCUGUGUAUUUUACUUCUCUGAAGAACAGAGGAUCACUUAACAACGAGACUGGCAGCUUGACCAUAUUUAACCUAGAGGAGAAUGACACUGCCACAUAUGUGUUGGAGUAUUUGCCUUUUGAUGAAAACAGUGUCAGUUUAACCUUUAUACUUACUGUGUUAGAUCCUCCUUCUGAACCUACAAUAAGUUGCAAUGUCAGUGACGACAACCUCGUGUUAAUGUGUGCUGCAGAUUUCAAGAGACCUCUGACAUACAGUUGGGACUUUGGUAGAAUAACAGACUAUAAGCAGCAGCAAAAUGUUGUCUUCCUUAAAAAGAAUGUUGAUGUUUCAGAGAAAGUGACAUGCCUCAUUGAAGUCUCUCAAACAGCAAAGAGCUCUGAAUUCUCUUUGGCUGAAUGCUUUCCAGAUCUUAAAUCAUAA
Messenger RNA from Tinamus guttatus (white-throated tinamou), 915 nucleotides. Lineage: Eukaryota; Metazoa; Chordata; Aves; Tinamiformes; Tinamidae. The record is from RefSeq and is a predicted model, not a curated record.